AUGACGUCACUUCAGGCGCCUCAUGGUCCUGAAGGACCCCGCACCCGGACGGGCCAGUGCGUGAUUCUUAACUGGAGGGAUGGGCGCUGUCCGAGUCCGGCCGGGUCCAGGAGGAGACGGCAGGACUACAGCUCCCAACGCCCCGCGCGGCGGGCGGACACCGAGUGGUUCCUCCGGCCGCGCCCGGUGCGCUUUGGCGCCUCGCCUUGUUUGUCGUCGCCGCUGACCAGUCCUUCCUCCGGGAACGUCUUUCUUCCCCGCAGCUCCCCCCGCCUGCUGUGUCCACUUGCCGUCCGACCCGGCGCUCCUCGGCCUCAUUCCAGACCCAUCCCCGCCGCGUCCCUGAAGCCUCGGCUGUGGGCGCCGCCACCCACUAGGUGCCAAGCACAGCGCCUGGCCGAAUCCUCGGCGACCCUGCCAGUAAUUGGCACACAGCGCACCUCCCCUUGCUGGAACUGGGAACCCUCACUACUGCCUUCCUGCCUUUGGGCCCCUGCCCUUGUCUUCCCCCAGCUCGACAGGCUGUCGUCCUCCUGUUCCAGGCCCCACGUUUUACCUCCACAACUGCAGGGCCACACCUGUUUUGUCAUUGUGAUGGAAACAAGCAAGCAAACGUCUACACUGCAGAAAGUGGUGAGCAAUGGCUUUGGAACCAAACGCCUAGCCUUAAAGUCUCUAGCAAGUGACCUAUUUGAGCUGGUAUUUCCUUACAGAGGAUUAGCUAUAAUUUAAGUGUAAAAUGACAAGGACAGGGCCAAGUCCAUAGGAUCUUCUAUACAGAGGGUAGGUAUUAGCAAUUCAUUGAUGGUGUUAUCCACUUUGGAAAAUAGAGAAAUAAUAUCCCCAGCCUACUCCUUAAAAAAAAAAAAGUUUGGUUUUGUUUGGUGUUUUAGCUUUUUUUUUGGUCAAAAUUCCAAGGAAAGCUGUG
This is a messenger RNA of Eubalaena glacialis (North Atlantic right whale), 928 nucleotides long. RefSeq lists its product as uncharacterized. The record is from RefSeq and is a predicted model, not a curated record. Bases 1 to 732 code for a protein of 243 amino acids. Lineage: Eukaryota; Metazoa; Chordata; Mammalia; Artiodactyla; Balaenidae. The transcript is spliced from 3 exons.